This is a messenger RNA of Asparagus officinalis (garden asparagus), 3295 nucleotides long. RefSeq names its product ubiquitin carboxyl-terminal hydrolase 2-like. NCBI's taxonomy places the organism in Eukaryota, Viridiplantae, Streptophyta, Magnoliopsida, Asparagales, Asparagaceae. Gene Ontology annotation, cellular component: nucleus; cytosol. Bases 426 to 3020 code for a protein of 864 amino acids. Gene Ontology annotation, molecular function: cysteine-type endopeptidase activity; cysteine-type deubiquitinase activity; zinc ion binding. Gene Ontology annotation, biological process: protein deubiquitination. The transcript has 2 exons. The record is from RefSeq and is a predicted model, not a curated record.
AACCCUGAACUCCUGCCGUUGAUAAACCCUUGUAGAUUGCAGCUCGCUCUCUCUCUCUCUCUCUCUCUCUCUCUCCCCCUCUCUCUUCUCAAUCCGAUUCAAUUCCCUGAUAUUUUUUCACCAGGUAAAGGAAUCUUCAACCUCUCUCUCAGUCCAUUUAACUUCCCUUCUUAUCUCUUUGAAUCUCCUUUGAUUGAUUGAGGACUCGAACUUGUUCCCGAUCCUAAUCAAACCUGCGAUCUGGGUUUUUCUUAUAGCUCGAUUCCCCAUCUGGGUUUCCAUUGGAAUUCUUGCAAGUUUCAGUAAAAAUUACGAUCUGGGUUCUUCUCAGGGCUCGAUUUCCCACCUGGGUUUUGUUUAGCUUAGCUUAUUCUUUGAUUAGUUAUAUAUUCUUUGAUUAUUGUAUUGGUUAUUGAGAAGUUUUGAUGGGGAAGAAGAUGAAGAAGAAAGCCCCUAACCCCCGGAAGGCACUCCAUCGACCGCCAGCGGGGCCCUCUCGGUCCGUUGAUCGAAAGGAUGAGGUUGUAGUUGAGCAUGAGGGAGAGAGAGGUAGUUGCAACCACUACAGUAAAUGUGUGGAUGACUUGAAUCAAAUUCUAUCAAGCGUUCGAUCCAACUCGAAUAGUAUGGUAGCUUGUGAGCAUUGCAGAGAAGAGCCAGUUAGCAGGAGGGGAGGUAAAGAGAAGGGAAAACAACAGAAAAAGAAAGGGGGUGCUAGGGUUUCAGCGUUGAAAAAGGAAUCAAACUUUGUUUGGGUCUGCUUAGAUUGCAAUAGAUACUUUUGUGGGGGUGAAGUGAGUGUUUCAGAGCCUUAUGGCCAUGCUCGAAGGCAUUCAAAUCAAGAGCAUCAUAUGUGGGCAGUUCGAUCGGAUGACCCUCUUAUCUCUUGGUGCUAUUCGUGUAAGUUGUCAGUUCCUAUCGAGAUGCCAUCAGAGGAGAUGGAUGGUGCCCCUAAACUGGUAGUGGCUUCAGAGAACGGAGUCGAGUCAGCAGAAAUCGAGAGUAGUAAAGGUUAUGUUGUUAGAGGUCUUUCAAAUCUCGGGAACACUUGCUUCUUUAACUCGGUCAUGCAAAAUCUUUUGGCCACUGAUAUGUUACGGGAUUGUUUGAUGAGCUUGGAUCAGUCUCUCGGUCCUAUCUCCAUGGCAUUGAAGAAGCUCUUUGUGGAAACCAGUUACAUUGCAGAUUCUAAGAAUGUUUUGUCUCCAAAAGCACUUUUUGGGUCUAUUUGUGCAAAGGCGCCGCAAUUUAGGGGGUACCAACAACAAGACAGUCAUGAAUUGCUCCUUUACUUGCUUGAUGGAUUGUAUGCAGAAGAGAUUAGUGCCUCAAAAUUACAUGAUUCUUCAGAUGAACUGGGGAAAACUGAUCCAAGCCAGAGGGUUACUUUUGUGGAUACUAUCUUCGGAGGUCAAAUAUCAAGUACGGUAUGUUGUACUGCAUGCGGGCAUACUUCGGUAGUAGACGAACCGUUCUUGGAUUUGUCACUUCCAGUGCCUUCGAAAAAGCCUCCACCAAAGCGGGGUCCGCCUAAGAAGGCCCCACCUCCUCCCCCUAAACGGAAGCCACCACUGAAGGAUAAGAACAAAGGAAAGAGAUUUCGGGAAAAAGUAGUUUCUAAAGGAUCUAAUGAAACUCAGCAGUCUAAGGAAGAGAGCUCAGAUGUCCUGUUGGAGUGCAGUGAAGCCAUUUUUCCUCAACCGAAACCAGAAGUAGCUGUUGAUGUAAAAAUUGAAGAUGAUUUUACCUGGAUGGAUUUUUGUGAAGCUCCUGUUACUCAAUGUUCUGAUAGGGAGCAGGUUAUUCAGAGUGAGAGUAGUAAAGAUUUGAAUGUUUCAGAUACUUGUAGAGAGAUUUCUUGUAGUAAUGAGGUCCCAUCUUCAUGCGCUCAGGAUUCUAAUGUUAUCUUACUUCCUUAUAAAGAGCCGGGUCCAAUUGCUGAGGAUACAAAUGUCUGUUCUGUUGAAGCACCAGCAGAGGAAGAAUUUGAUGGUUUUGGUGAUUUAUUUAAUGAACCCGAGGUUACUUCUGCUCCCAAGACAGAGAAUGGAACAGGUGAAGAAUUAGAUUUGACCUGGUGGACUGGUCACAGCUGCGAAUCAAAUUAUGAUGAGGUUGACAAUACAAAUGCACCGGUGUCUAUCAAUAGCUGUCUUGCUUUGCUCACUAAGCCCGAGCUGUUGUCUGAUGAACACGCUUGGCAUUGUGACCGGUGUUCUAAGAACGCCUCAAACAACGCAGCAGCAGAUUCUACUGUCAUCAAAGUUUUGGAAAAUGGAAAGGUGGCAUCUUUUUCUGAGAACUUAACUUCUCAAGAUGAAACAUCUAAUGGUCACACCGUAGAAGAUUAUAUUUCCCAGAAUUCACUCAAUCUUAUUGGAGGUUCGGACAAUAAAGAGAUAAAAAAUGAGGAGAGUGCAAGCUUAUUGGGUCCUGAUGUUCUAACGAAGGAUGAAGAGGUUGCUGCAUCAGAUGAUUCCUCUCACUAUUUCUCAUGUCAAACUUCUCAUGAAAACACUCCAACACAAGAGAAAUCAUUGAGUCAAAAAGCUGAUUCUUGUAGUGUUAAUUAUCAGGAUGAUAGUGAGAGUGAGGAAGUUCAUAGUGAAACCGUGAAGGUGAUGAGGGAUGCAACAAAAAGGAUCCUUAUAAAUAGGCUCCCGCCUAUUUUAACUAUUCAUUUGAAGAGAUUCAGUCAAGACGCUCGCGGUCGCUUGACGAAAUUGAGUGGCCAUGUCAGCUUCCAGGAAACACUUGAUUUGAGACCAUAUAUGAACCCCAGGUCCGAGGACAAAGACAAGUGCCAUUACCGACUAAUUGGAGUGGUGGAGCACUCAGGGACCAUGCAUGGAGGUCACUAUAUCGCUUAUGUGCGAGGAGAGAGAGGGCGAAGCAAGAUUCAGAAAAGCCAAGGUCCAGCCUGGUUCUAUGCCAGUGAUGCUCACGUGAGAGAGACUUCAUUGUCCGAAGUUCUUAAUUCUGAUGCAUACAUCCUUUUCUAUGAAAGAGUUCAGACUUGACAAAGAGAGUGUGUCUCCAUUCACUAUACAUUGUAAACAUAGAGAUGGGUUUUGAGAGUAUUUUUCAAGACCCUGGAAAAAAUGAAGACAUGAUUCCUAGCUGUAAGAGAUGCAGCAUAGGCUUUUUUGAUGUUAAAGAUUUGAGUUGAGGAUGUCAUAGUUAUUGGUUGUAUAAGAAUUUGAUGCGAUAUACAUGCACAUGAUGGUUCAUAUUUGAUAUAACCUAAAGAAACUAGGGUUCAGGUUUGGGACCCUGCAUAUCUUUUUGAUCUGAA